Molecule: messenger RNA, 615 nt
Organism: Cercopithifilaria johnstoni
Lineage: Eukaryota; Metazoa; Nematoda; Chromadorea; Rhabditida; Onchocercidae
Source: the annotation of a GenBank genome assembly
AUGCAGAUGCAACAGGUUCAAUGCAACAAUGUGGCGAAACAUUCAUCAAUGCUUUCGACAAAGCAUCAAAAUUUAUGUCAAGCAUACGAAACUAUUAUCCGAUGUUGCGGAGAUGAUUGCAAUCGUCAAGAAUUAAUUAAAACACCUGAGAGAGCUGCACAAGCUAUGCUUUUCUUCACCAAAGGCUAUGAAGACAAUUUGGACGAUUUGAUUAAUGGAGCAGUAUUUAACGAAGAUCAUGAUGAUAUUGUGAUCGUCAAGGAUAUCGAGAUUUUUUCCAUUUGUGAACAUCACCUGGUACCUUUCAUUGGCAAGGCACAUAUUGGUUACAAACCGAAUAAGAAAAUUUUAGGUCUCAGCAAGAUCGCACGUAUUGUUGAAAUGUUCAGUAGACGUCUACAAGUGCAAGAACGAUUAACGAAGCAAAUAGCAAUAGCGUUAACUAAUGCGAUACAACCAUUUGGUGUUGGCGUUAUUAUAGAGGCUAGUCAUAUGUGUAUGGUUAUGCGUGGUAUCCAAAAAAUCAACGCAGUUACUAUUACCAGCUGUAUGCUAGAUGUUUUCCGGGAAGAUGCAAAAACGAAAGAAGAAUUUCUGAAAUUAAUUAAAAGUUAA